AUGAGAAUCCCACUCUUCAAACGCCUCGUCAUCGCCUGUUUCAACAUUUUCUUCCCCCCACUGGCAGUGUUGCUCAUCUGCGGGCCGAACGAGGACUUGCUGUUCAAUUGUCUCAUGUUCCUCCUGGCAGUCAUACCCUCUCACGUGCACGGAUUCUACAUCUCCCUCACCUACUUCACCCGGAAGCGCAGGGUCCGCAAGGGCGUGUACCCGGGCAAGCCGAAACAUCUCAUCUGGAGCGACAAGGUGAACAAUGGAGGUGCGAGCAGGAGAGAGGUCGAGAAAUUGAGGCGGAAAAAGGAGACGGGUACUAUCUCUAGAAGGAGGUCCAGAUCCAGCCGGCGAGUUCCCGAUCGGGGCAGAAAUCGUGUCGCAACUUGGGAUGAUGGACACAAGGAGUAUGCUCGCUCGCGAUCGCCCGGAGGCUUUGGUCAUGGACGGGGGGGUUGGUCGGAUUGA
Messenger RNA from Exophiala dermatitidis NIH/UT8656, 459 nucleotides. RefSeq lists its product as uncharacterized. The record is from RefSeq and is a predicted model, not a curated record. The transcript has a single exon. NCBI's taxonomy places the organism in Eukaryota, Fungi, Ascomycota, Eurotiomycetes, Chaetothyriales, Herpotrichiellaceae. The coding region runs from base 1 to 459 and encodes 152 amino acids. Gene Ontology annotation, cellular component: membrane.